GUGCAGGGAGAGCUGGAGGUCGGGUAAAUGAGCAGAGACGCUGUUGCAGGUGUAAACUCAGGUGACAUUUGUGCACAUGCUGCAUGAAUAUCACUGAGCUUGGUAUCAGGUUUCUCUGAAGUACUACAGUGUGUCAGGACCACUGAAGGUAAGAAGAGGAAACCCCAGGGCUUAGAAAAAAUAAAAACCUGGCAGAUUAAUGAGAAAAAAACAGUACAAAUAAAGAAGAAAACACCUGCCACAUUUAUGGCAAGAGAUGAGGAAAAUUAUCAGGAAAAGCUGGCAAAUUUUCAAAGAAAAAAAUGGUACAUCUAGGAGGAAAUUUUAUGAGAAUAAACUGGCAAAUUUCCAAGUGAAAAAAUUGUGACAAAAAAGUGAAAAAAAUUGCAAUUUUGUGGGCAAAAUAGGAAAAUUUACGAGACAAACUGGCCAAAAAAACCCAAAUAAGUAUAUCUGCAAUAAAAAAAAAUCUAUGAAGAAAAGCUGCCAAAUUCACACAGAGAAAGUGAAACGAUUAAAAAAAUAAUAAUAAAAAUAAAAAUCUAAAUUUGCUGCUUAAAUAAAUUUAUAAGCGAAACCCUGUAAAUUCACUAGAAAAAAGUUCAAUUUUUGGAAAAAAAAAAUCACAUUUCCAAUUUUAGGAAAAAAAGAAAAGCUGGAAAUGAUUUAUUUUUAAAUUGCCAAAUAAUUAGAAAAAAAUUAAAAUGUAGUAAAAUGUGUGAAUAAUUACCAGUAAAUGAAUGCAAACUGACCUCCCUUUGCACUUUAUGUAUCGAGGGGUAAGUAUAAGAAUCUCCAGGCUUGAUCCUAUUAUUGAACAGACCCCAAAAGGAUUUUAACGUCUGGCUUGUUCUGCUCGGUCUUUAAAUCCUGAUACUUCAGUUGAUACAUCUAAUUAUGGGAACAACCAUUACCUGUACACAUCUGUAAGCACACAGAAGUUUCUGUCAGGCCUGGUUGUCGUAUGUUUGGUGAAGCAGGUAUUCCUCCAAUGAUUGUCUGUGUCACACUCUUAUUUUUUGGAGAUUUAUUAAAGGAUGGCAUUCACCUGCUCUUCUCUGUGUUAAAUGAUAAAUGCUGGUCAGUGCCACAGAGCCCCGACACCUUUAUUUUGACCCAUUUGUCACCAUAAUCCGUUGAUGGUGAGCUUUUCAUUGUUGUGGUCAGUCGAGCUGUUUGGGAUUCGUGUAAACGCUGCCUGCUGAGACACAGGAUGAGCCUUCAUUGGCCGGCCCGAGUAACCAGAUCCUUCCGCGACGUGUCGGGUUACCACGCCAAGCUCUGUAGGACUGGUCUCUAUGGCGACAGGCAGGCAGGGAAGAGGAGUCAGGUUGUUUUUAAUGAAGGUGGGGUUUCACCUGUGUGUGUUGAUGUCCAUCACCAUGUGUCAUACAUCCUGGAUGAGUUUUUGCCGAUGUGUUUUUCUAGCGGCACACUGUCAGACGUGAGCUGUCUUUCUUUCUUUUAUAUUAAUAUUUUAUGGGAUAAAUAAUUAAACCAAAAUACCUUAAAUGAUCUAAAAUCAGCAUCUUUCACAGUAUUUGAUUGUUUUAACUCUCUUUGUUGGUUGGAAGUUGUGAUUGGUUUGUGGAAUUUGGCUCUUUAACCUCAGACAGAUAUAUCAUAAUCUGACAUUACUUGCUGAUUUCCGUGCCCCUAGUUUGAAACCACAAACCUCCUCAACAAACCACACAAGAGGAAACAGGAGAUUUAUUCAUAUCAGGUAUCAUCAGCAGUUUUUUGUAGUCUGAUGUCUGAUUGGCCUUGAAUGCAACAUUAAUGCCUGCUGUCAGCUGCAUUCCAGCAUCAGUGAAACUCGGACCAAACAAUGACACAACUCAACGUUAACAGAGUCCGAGACACGGCGUCACAGCUGAGGAUCAUUUCCCAGCAUGCCUCACUGCGGCGGGAACAAAACCCCUAAUCAGGCCUAAUGACGGGCGCAGAAGAAGAGAUGACAUGAUGAUACUGACGGAGAAACAAAAGGAGGACACACCCACUGAACACACACACACCAGGUGGAGCAGGUGUGACCGGUGUGCUGUUCAGCCACUCUGCUGAGGUACAGGACAGUCUUUUCCUGUUGGCGUGUGCUGAGUCACUCCUUCACCUGAGUUUUACUGACUGCCUGUCCUCGGGCCUCCACUGAACCUCCAGAUUUCUCUAUCCACAGCUGCACCAUGAGUGUAUGAUGUCUGAGAGCAGUUGCUAUGGCCUGCAGCAGCGGUCAGAACAAUGCAGAGACUCUGGAGGGGUUCCACGAGGUGAAUCUGGCCUCGCCCACCACACCUGACCUUCAGAACCAAUCGGAUCAGCGCCCGGCCAUCCGUCACACCACCCCGCCCACUUCUCUAUAUCGCACCCACUCUCUGGGAGCACCUCCUCCGGGCCUCCCCACCUCACUGCGAGCAGAUCAGCUGCCCACUCAGCCGGUGUACUCAGCACCGCGGCACAGCCACAAUGGAAGCGUGCCAGGCCUGGAGGCAGAGUCGGCCGAGUUCAUGUCCGGAGAGGAUGGGGAGGAGUGUGGUGCUCUGAGCGACAGCCUGUCACGGCUGCGCAGCCCGUCGGUGAUGGAGGUCCGAGAGAAAGGAUGUGAGAGGCUGAAGGAGGAGCUCGCCAAGGCUCAGAGGGAGCUGCUGUUGAAGGAUGAGGAGUGUGAGAGGUUGUCUAAAGUCAGAGAUCAGCUCGGCCAGGAGCUGGAGGAGCUCACCGCCAGUCUCUUCCAGGAGGCUCACAAAAUGGUGAGAGAAGCAAACGUCAAACAGGCAAAUGCUGAAAAACAGCUGAAAGAAGCUCUGGGCAAGAUCGACGUCCUCCAGGCGGAGGUUCAGGCUCUGAAGACUCUCGUGCUCUCCUCCCCGACCUCCCCGGUGGGUGAGCUUCCCUCUGUGGGAACAGGAGGAGGCGUGAAGACUCCCUUCAGGAAGGGCCACAGCAGGAACAAGAGCACCUCCUCCGCCAUGCUGGGGACGCAGCCCGACCCGUCGGCCACGCAGCCCAUUGUACGCGAGUGUCGGGAGGUGGACGGUCAGCUGUUCAGCGAGUUCAAGGCAUGGAAGGAGGAGCCGACGUUCGACCGAAGCUGCAGCUUUCUGGAGAGAAUUUACCGUGAGGACAUCUACCCUUGCUUGACCUUCAACAAGAGCGAGCUGGGUUCGGCCAUCUUAGAGGCCGUGGAGCAGAACACACUGAGUGUGGAACCAGUCGGCUUCCAGCCGCUGCCUGUGGUCAAAGCAUCGGCGGUGGAGUGUGGAGGACCAAAUGGGCGCAGGUCUGAGCUCGUCACAAAAUGUGCCCUGAGCGGUCAGACCAAAACCUGCAAGCACAGAAUCAAGUUUGGAGAUUCGUCCAGCUAUUACUACGUGUCUCCCUACUGUAGAUACAGAAUCACAGCGGUGUGCAACUUCUUCACCUAUAUCCGCUACAUCCACCAAGGGCUGGUCAAACAGCAGGACGCAGAACAGAUGUUCUGGGAGGUGAUGCAGCUCCGCAGGGAAAUGUCCCUCGCCAAGCUUGGCUACUACAAAGACCAGCUGUGACCGGGGCCGUCCUCCACUCACAGCAGAGUCUGAGCUGAAGCCCCGCCCCACCCUGGCUCUUGCCCCUCCCCCUUAUUUUGUGUGAGUGUUUUUUGUGUGAGAGAGAGAAACUGUUUUCAAUCAUCACAAAAAAAGACUGAAGACUGUGAUUUUGGUGCCGGUGGUCAUUACUGAUCUGGACUUCUUUGGGUUCUGAAACAUGCAACACUCCAGUGUGUCAGAAAACUGACAUGUUUCUAAAAAACUAACACUACAGACUGUUUGGUCAUCAGUUACAUGUGAUCUCUGGAGAGAUUCAUGUGGGUUUUGAAGCCUCAAAGCGAGAAAAAUAUCAAAAAUAGGUGUUAGAAAUAUGAGAAUAUCUGAUAAAAGUCAUAUUUCAAGGGUGAAGUUGAACCGUAGAAUAAAGUCAUUGUUUUAAGAGGAAGAACGUUGUAAACAGAAUCACAGAAACUGAGGAAAAAUAACCCCUUUUGUUUACUGUUGUGGAGACGUCUGUGGCACCUAAAGUGGAUGUUCGAGGAACUGCAGGUCGUGCUGCGCUUUCAGGUUCGCUUCAGGUUCCUGCUAGUUAACGGGACACAUCUUCCUUUUUCUUUAGGAUGAUUUUUCAAAAUAAACCGCCAUUCAUAACAGAAACUGUCAUUAUGGAUUUAUGUGUGGUGGCUUUCAAAGCAGACUUCACUUUCACCUUAAAUACUACAUGAAAAUAUUAUUUCAGCAGUAAAGCUUUAGUAAAACUGCAGCCGUUUAAAAUGUAAACAAUUUAGAAUAUUUGGGUAUAUAUAUAUAUUUAUGAUAAAACUCAUCGCAGGGAACAAGUGACAGCUGAUGUGACAACGUCUCAGCUGAAGAAUUCAGAAUUACAAUUCUUCAUUUUUACAACCUAAAUUUUGAAUUUUUUUUCUGUAAAUGUUGAAUUUAAAAUAAAUUCAUGACUUAUUCUUAGUUAUAAUCCUUUAAAUUAUGUAUUUACGUUCCUGCAAUUUCAGCUUUAGUCAAAUUAAAAUGAACAAUUCUUUCAACCUCCAAAUUUUGACAAUGUAAUAAUUAAUGUUAAAUUAACAUGAAUUUGAGUAUUUUUACUUAUUCUUGUCAAUCUUUCAUUAUUCAUAUAUCAAAAAUUACAGAGUUUUUUUUCCUCAUGUGAAACACUAAGUUGACUCACUCUUAGCACUUUGAUUUUUCUCCAUUGAAAUUCUGCUCUCAGAAUGUUUUUUUAUUUUCAAACAACUUAAAACUGUUUUCCAGACUUUACAUCAAAUUAUUGAGCUCUUUAAUCAUCAAAUUUUGGGGCUUCUUGGGGUUUUUUGGGUCUGAAAAGUCUGAGAAAUGUCAAAUUUUGAGUUAAAGUAAUUAUAGCUUUGCUACAAUACACUUUCCUCCACUGUUGGCGAGUCUAUCAUAUAUUUUCAGAGAGGGGAAAAAAGGUCAAGUUGUUAUUAUUUAGUAAACUUUGAAUAAGCUUGUAUUUUGAGUUAAUUUAGAGGUCUCGAUGAUGGCAGAGUGGGAUACAGUGUUUUUGUUUUUUACUUACAGAAAAAAGCUGCAGAAAUAAUCGAACAUGUAUCUGCAGGAGGAAGGACUUGAUGUCGGCUCUUUGAGUUUCUGAGGGUUUUUGUUUUGUUGCUGGACAUUAACAUAUCCUGCUGUGAAACAGGGCGCUCUGCAGCGAGCUCCGUGUGACCAAUCAGGACUCGUGUAGAUAAUAAGCUGUGUGUGUGUGUGUGUGUGUGUGUGUGCGUGCGUGCAUGCGCACCUGCUGUUCUGUAAACUUUAUAUAUAUAUUAAUUUAAUCCUGACGUCUCUCUCUCGCCUGUUCAUAGUCAAUGUCACUCUCCCGGUUUGGUUUAGUGCCUUCUCUCUCAGACACUGAAAUAAAAACAGUAAUACCUCUGAAAAUGAUCCGUGGACUCCUCCACAUUUUCUCUUCUUCGACUGAACUUUUACACGGCUGCAUAUUAACGACCGACCUUGCCUCCUCAGACGUACCCUCAUGUCUCCGUCCACCGCGGAUCCUCAACCUGAACUUUUGAGAGCAGUUUAACCUUAAUGCUCCAUCUUCCCUUUGCUGCUGUGUUCAUAUUCAUCACAGCUCUGCAGACACAGUCACCAACCUUCCACCCUGCUGCCAGUUUUCUUUGUUUACGUCAAAAUUACACCAGUUUCAUUUCCUGAUUUUUUUUUUUUAUUUUUAUUUUUUCACUAAAUGGCAGAAACGUCAUCUCAUCUAAAACAAAUCAGUCACAUCCAGACUGAGGGGUUGGCAGUGAAGUUUAAUACAUCCAUGGCCUCCUAUGUCAUGUUUAAAAACACAGUGGCUUUGAGCUGAUGGUGUGGGUGCAGCUGAUGGUGCAGGUGUGGCUCAGUUAUUAAAACCUGUCUCUUUUUGUUUU
Messenger RNA from Haplochromis burtoni (Burton's mouthbrooder), 5938 nucleotides. RefSeq names its product RAB3A interacting protein (rabin3). Bases 2211 to 3542 code for a protein of 443 amino acids. Gene Ontology annotation, cellular component: Golgi to plasma membrane transport vesicle. The transcript is spliced from 15 exons. NCBI's taxonomy places the organism in Eukaryota, Metazoa, Chordata, Actinopteri, Cichliformes, Cichlidae. The record is from RefSeq and is a predicted model, not a curated record. Gene Ontology annotation, biological process: exocytosis. Gene Ontology annotation, molecular function: guanyl-nucleotide exchange factor activity.